AUGUUGUUCCAACCCCUUUCUCUUCUCGCUGUUAUGACUGUUUCAUCAGUCGCUGCUGCUGAUUUUACGCCUCAUGCUGCUGGUGCUGAGGGAUCUGUGAUGGGACCAGUUCAGUUCCUUUGGCCAACUGAUCGUCCUUGGUCUGCCGAUGCUGAUAAUACUGCUCCAUGUGGAAGCAAUUCUGGAGUUACGAAUAGGACUCAAUUUCCCCUUGACCCAACGGCUCAAGGCUCUUUCAACGAACAAAUCGUUCAUAACAUCACAGAAGUAAAUCCAGGUCACCAAUGUUACCGUGUCCCUUCCACCCCCGACAAUAUUUCCGCGGGCGCGAACGCCACAAUUCAGCUUGAAUACUGGUCUACCUACGAGAAUGAACCGAUUCAAUCUUUCUACGCCUGCGCUGAUGUUACACUCAUCGAAGCAUCCACCUUUGUAGGUACAAUCCCAUGCUUCAACGUAACAUCUACCGACUUCGUCGCUCCCUCAACGACUCCUUCCACAGCAACGCCUCCCGACUCUUCGGUCGCUCCUACACUAUACGUAUCCGCAUCUUCUUCUCGCAGUCUAUCAGAGGGUGCUAUAGCUGGCAUUGCUGUCGGUUCGGUUGUCGGCGGACUAGCGCUUAUCGCUAUCGUGGCGUUUGUUUUGUUGAGAAGGAGAAAGACUAAUAGAAAUGCCCAGGCUGCUGAUGAGUUCCCUGCUAUGGAGAAAAAGGAACGGGCUGCCUCUCUUGCUAGCGAGGAAACGCAAGUACAGAAGUGA
Glarea lozoyensis ATCC 20868 is the source of this 762-nucleotide messenger RNA. RefSeq lists its product as uncharacterized. The coding region runs from base 1 to 762 and encodes 253 amino acids. The record is from RefSeq and is a predicted model, not a curated record. The transcript is spliced from 3 exons. Lineage: Eukaryota; Fungi; Ascomycota; Leotiomycetes; Helotiales; Helotiaceae.